Molecule: messenger RNA, 942 nt
Organism: Manis javanica (Malayan pangolin)
Lineage: Eukaryota; Metazoa; Chordata; Mammalia; Pholidota; Manidae
Product: olfactory receptor 1M1
Biological process (GO): G protein-coupled receptor signaling pathway
Cellular component (GO): membrane
Molecular function (GO): G protein-coupled receptor activity; olfactory receptor activity
Source: RefSeq, a predicted model, not a curated record
AUGGAAGCCAGGAACCACACAAGUCCAUCAGGAUUCAUCCUCAUGGGGCUUUCUGAUGAUCCAGAGCAGGAGUAUCUCCUCUUUUCUCUGUUCCUCUGCAUGUAUGUGGUCACGGCCUUAGGGAACCUGUCCAUCAUGCUGGCCAUCAGCUCAGAUGCCCACCUCCACACCCCCAUGUACUUCUUCUUAGCCAAUCUCUCCUUGGUUGACUUUGGCCUGGCCACCAACACUGUUCCCAAGAUGCUGGUGAAUAUCCAGACCAAGAGCAAGUUCAUCUCCUAUGCCUGCUGCCUGACCCAAAUGUACUUCUUCCAUUUCUUUGGCAUUGUUGACAGUGUCUUAAUAGCCGUGAUGGCUUAUGACAGGUUCGUGGCUAUAUGCCACCCCUUACACUACACCACUGUCAUGAGCCCCCGCCUCUGUGCCCUGCUGGCCAGUACCCCAUGGGUGUUUUCCUGCUUCAUCUCCCUCACUCACAUCCUCCUGAUGACACGCCUGGUUUUCUGCAGCAACAAUGAGUUAACUCAUUACUUCUGUGACCUCACCCCACUUCUCAGGCUUUCUUGCACUGACACCUCAGUGAACAAGAUGUUUGUGCUCAUCGUGGCUGGGCUGGUGAUUGCCACACCUUUCCUCUGCAUCCUGGCCUCCUAUGCCCGCAUCAUCAUUACCAUCCUGCAGGUCCCCUCUGCAGGUGGCAGGAAGAAAGCCUUUUCCACCUGCAGUUCUCACCUCUCUGUGGUUGCCCUCUUAUAUGGGACCACCAUUGGGGUCUAUCUGUGUCCCUCAUCUGUACACACAGCCAUGAAAGAGAAAGCCUCUGCUGUGAUGUACACUGCAGUCACUCCCAUGCUGAACCCUUUCAUCUACAGCCUGAGGAACAGGGACCUGAAGGAGGCCCUGAAGCAUCUCAUCAACAAAAAAAUCACCUCAUCUUCCUGA